Messenger RNA from Phytophthora nicotianae INRA-310, 240 nucleotides. RefSeq lists its product as hypothetical. The record is from RefSeq and is a predicted model, not a curated record. Bases 1 to 240 code for a protein of 79 amino acids. The transcript has a single exon. Lineage: Eukaryota; Oomycota; Peronosporomycetes; Peronosporales; Peronosporaceae.
AUGGGGAUCGCGACGCUGGCGUUCGUGCAGACACUAGCAGCGGUGGUGGCCGCACAGCAGGGCGGAGAUGAUACGGGCGUCACCUUCACCGAGACGAUCGAGCAUCUGGGCGGGCUGCCCGUGUUGGCCGCCGCUGUGCUGCUGUUGGCGUUGGUCUACAUUGCGCUGGUCGAGUGGCUGCUGCCGCGUGGCCGGCGGCAGCACCAGCUCAAAGAAUCUCAGCGCCAAAAGAUCAAGUGA